This is a messenger RNA of Henningerozyma blattae CBS 6284, 318 nucleotides long. RefSeq names its product thioredoxin TRX2 (gene TRX2). The transcript has a single exon. Lineage: Eukaryota; Fungi; Ascomycota; Saccharomycetes; Saccharomycetales; Saccharomycetaceae. Gene Ontology annotation, molecular function: protein-disulfide reductase activity. The record is from RefSeq and is a predicted model, not a curated record. The coding region runs from base 1 to 318 and encodes 105 amino acids.
AUGGUCACUGAUCUAAAAAACAACCAAGAUUUCCAAAAUGCCAUUGCUACCCCUGGUAACAAAUUGAUCGUUGUCGAUUUUUACGCCACCUGGUGUGGACCUUGUAAGAUGGUCUCCCCUAUGGUUGAAAAAUUCAGUCAAGAAUACACUCAAGCCGAUUUCUACAAGAUCGAUGUUGAUUUGGUUCCAGAAGCUGCUCAAAACAACGAAGUCACUGCCAUGCCAACCUUCUUGUUCUUCAAGAACGGUAGAGAAAUCUCCAGAAUCGUUGGUGCCAACCCAGCCGGUGUGAAGCAAGCCAUUGCUGCUAACAUCUAA